GCGCCGCCUCGGGACUUCCGGGCUGCAGCUCGCCGCUAGCUCCCCAGGUCGUGCGCUCGGGAUGCUCCUUCUGGCGGUGGGCGGCCGGGGGGCUGCCGAGCUAGGGCUCUGCGGAAGGAGGACGGUGCCUUGGGUCGCCGCCGCGCUUCGACGCCCCGGGGCCGUCCUCGGGCGCUCGGCGUCUUGCAGCGGCCCCUCGGGGCAGGUCGGCGGCGGGAGCGCGGGGCCGUCCGGAGCCGUUCGGUGUCUCCCGCGGCCCGUGCGGGCCAAGGUACCCGUUUCUUGGAGAAGAUGUGUUCGAUGCUUACAUGCGCAGCCUGAAAAGUCAGAAGGAGGAAGGCUGAUUUACACAGGGAAUCUGGCUCGAACAGUAUUUGGUGUGAAGUGUUUCUCUUAUUCUACAAGUUUGGUCAGCCUGGCAUGUCUACCUUAUAUUUUGGCUCAAAAUAAUAUUAUAUUUGGAAGUCUGCCUUUGCAAAUCUUAUUUUAUGGCGUUAUAGGAAGCUUUACAGUGAUCACCCCAGCAUUGCUUCACUUCGUCACAAAAGGCUAUGUCAUACGGUUGUACCACGAGACCACAACAGACACUUAUAAAGCUGUUACUUACAGUGUUCUGCUUUCAGAAACAAAUACAGUGUUUCAGCAGAAAGAUGUGAAAGUCCCAAACAGCACACAUGUGUUCACCACAUUUUAUGCGAAAACAAAAUCACUGUUAGUUAAUCCAGCGCUCUUUCCAAACCCUAAAGACUAUGACCAUCUAAUGGGCUACGACAAACCAUUUACUUUUGACAUGGAAGAAACCAGUGAAAAGCGAGAACUUAAAGAUGAUAAAUGAAUGUUUUAUAUAUGUUCCUAAGUAUUAUCUAAUGUAUAAUAAAGCUGUCUUUACCUUU
Messenger RNA from Sorex araneus (European shrew), 893 nucleotides. RefSeq names its product transmembrane protein 70 (gene TMEM70). Gene Ontology annotation, cellular component: mitochondrial membrane. Gene Ontology annotation, biological process: mitochondrial proton-transporting ATP synthase complex assembly. NCBI's taxonomy places the organism in Eukaryota, Metazoa, Chordata, Mammalia, Eulipotyphla, Soricidae. The coding region runs from base 62 to 835 and encodes 257 amino acids. The transcript is spliced from 3 exons. The record is from RefSeq and is a predicted model, not a curated record.